CUAAAAGUAUCAACCAAUAAUGAUCUCCAUGCAUGAUGCUCAAAAACCAGUCCCGAUUCAUAAUCUUUUCCCAACAACAUCCUUUAAAUUCUUCAGUUUCUCUCUGAUCAUCUCAAAUCACCGAUCAGCAUCAGCCAUGGGAGAAGUUGAUCCAACCUUCAUCCAAGAACUACAACACAGACCUAAACCUGCUGUAAUAGAAGCCCAUGGCAUCCCCCAAAUCGAUCUCUCCACGCUGCAAAACUCCUCGUCACCUGUCGGCAGUGAUCUAGAAGAUCUGGUGGCUGACGUCCGUAACGCAUGCAAGAAUUGGGGAUUCUUCCAGGUCAUCAACCACGGGGUUCCAAUCGAGAGCAGUGAAAAGGUAAAGUCGGCGGCGAAGAGGUUUUUCGAUCAGACGGCAGAGGAGAAGAGAAAGGUGAGAAGAGAUGAAGCGAAUCCGUUAGGUUAUUACGAUACUGAACAUACCAAAAACGUGAGGGACUGGAAGGAAGUAUUUGAUUUCACGGUGGAGGUUCCGACGACGAUGCCGGCGUCUCAUGAUCCCGACGAUGAACAGACCACGGAGUAUCGUAAUCAAUGGCCGCUCCAUCCUCCAGAUUUGAGGAAGGCAUGUGAAGAAUAUGUUAAGCAUGUGCAGAAGUUAUCAUUCAAAUUGUUGGAACUGAUCUCCCUAAGUUUGAACCUCCCUGCAAACCGGUUAGAGCCCUUCUUUUCCAAGGACCAAACCACUUUCGUUCGGCUCAACCACUACCCACCUUGCCUCGCUCCUGAUCUAGCCCUUGGUGUUGGACGACACAAGGAUGCCGGUGCCAUGACCAUUUUGGCUCAAGACGAUGUAGGAGGCUUGGAAGUUAAGCGAAAAACCGAUGGAGAGUGGAUCUUUGUCAAGCCUACACCUAAUGCCUUCAUCAUCAAUGUCGGGGACAUUAUUCAGGUAUGGAGCAAUGACACCUACGAGAGUGUAGAGCACAGGGUCAGGGUGAACUCCACACGGGAAAGGUUUUCAAUCCCGUUUUUUGUAAACCCUGCACAUUAUACCGUCGUGGAGCCAUUAGCAGAGCUGACAAGUGAAUCAAACCCUGCCAAAUACAAGGCUUACAAUUGGGGCAAAUUCUUUGCCACUCGAAAAGUUAGUAAUUUUAAGAAACUUGAUGUAGAAAACAUACAAAUCUAUCAGUUUAAGAAACCCAAUGCACGAAAGAUUGAGAGUCUUGUUGUAUAAAUAAGAAGCGAUGCAUGUUAUCAUUUCAGAUAAGUAGAAUAAUUCUAGAGGCCGAUACUAAGAUUAAGCUUUGAUCAAUAAAAAUAUGUCAAUGUAUCUACUUAUUGGGUGAAUGUUAUCAUGUAGGAGAUCAAGAGGGCUAUGAAGUUACUUUUGUCUUGGUGAUUUGUAUCAUAAUAUCAUUUAAGUGUAAUGGGAUUGAUUUGUUGACC
Molecule: messenger RNA, 1437 nt
Organism: Cynara cardunculus var. scolymus (artichoke)
Lineage: Eukaryota; Viridiplantae; Streptophyta; Magnoliopsida; Asterales; Asteraceae
Product: protein DMR6-LIKE OXYGENASE 2-like
Exons: 2
Coding region: 20-1225 (401 amino acids)
Molecular function (GO): dioxygenase activity
Source: RefSeq, a predicted model, not a curated record